AUGAAUACAUCUGUGUGGUUUUCAUUUUGUGCAACACUUUUCAGUUUUUUGCAGCAAACUAUCACACAAGAUGUCCAUUCCAGAAGUAAACGAUUUUUAAUAUUUCCUCGGCAAGCGCCCACAAGACACCAGUUUAUUGCUGGCAUUGGUAUCCCUGCCGAUCUUGAGUACGAAUCACUUACAGUGGGUUACGUUUUAAAAGCAGAGUACUAUCUGCCAUACAAUGCAAGUGUCUAUAGGCAAAACCCACUAUUUCCCGAAUAUAAGCCAAAUAAGAUAGACGCCGAAAAACAAAGAGAGUUCUUUAAGAAGCCUACGCAUCUUCGUUGGCAAAUAUACGACUUUAUCGAAAAUAUGCUAAAUGGUUACGGCUUGAAUGGACACGAAUGUCUUUUGGAGGCCAUAUGCGAGGCUAAUAGUAUACAAUUUGCUAAGGACUUUAGCACUGCAGCUGAAAUGUUGCACUUGCUUUUAAGUCCAUCUUCGACUUUAAACUCUGAUUCGAAACAAGCACGGGAUUUUAUACUCGCAGAAAAAGAAGGAGCCCUAAUGAACUGUGCAAAGUAUGACUGCAAUACUAAAAUCAUUGAUUGGUUUUCUUUUGUCAGAGAACUAGAUUUUUAA
This is a messenger RNA of Drosophila elegans, 624 nucleotides long. RefSeq lists its product as uncharacterized. Bases 1 to 624 code for a protein of 207 amino acids. The transcript has 4 exons. NCBI's taxonomy places the organism in Eukaryota, Metazoa, Arthropoda, Insecta, Diptera, Drosophilidae. The record is from RefSeq and is a predicted model, not a curated record.